AUGUCUCGCCAUAAGGAAAACAAUCCCUUGUCAACGAAACAGCGCCCUUCCAUCGCGUCAAUGAUAAAGAAUACUCCCAGCGAUGAUUUCUUCACGGACAGCAUCGUCGAAAACUCGUCCAUUCCAUCUCCUAGCCCCAAGAAAGGUGUUUCAGUAAAGCCUCGACGCGCCGUAGGAAUUACACGAGCCCUACAGACCGCGAGAGAAUUAAACCAGAGAUCAAACCGCCCCUCGAGGCCCGAAAAUGAUGGUUCUACUCCGAAAACCCAUCUUCAACCGGCGCUUUCAGUUUCCAAGAAGAAAAGCCGAAGUCCUCUUCGAAGCAAUGACUUAUCUACGCCUCCACGAUCCAAAUCUUUGACGCUCCCACCCGAGUUUUCGAGUCCUCCCGCAGGCAUGACAGACGUCUACCAAAGGAUUGCUGAUGAGGAGGACUUGGUCGCCACAGAGCGAGAAGCCGGUAGCGAUGAAGAUGACAAUGAGCUGGAGAAUGGCCCACAGGACAGCUUUGACGAGGACAUUGAUAUGCUUGUGGAUAAGUCGCCGCCGGUGGUAAUUCACCCACAGGGCCAACUUCCAUCGCAGGAAGCGAAGUCAGCGACGCCGAGUGAAGAUGACAUGAAAGAGAAUGAGAAUUUCGACACCCCGGACAAUUUGUCAGAAGCAGCAACUCUGGAUUUCAUUAAUAAUGAGAUGACGGAUCGGGUGCUUGCUGCAAAAUUGACACCUCACGUUGUUGAUCGUGCAAAGGAUAGGGCUCGGCUUGAAAAAUUAAGACAAAGUCGCAUACCAAUUGAUUUCAAGAAUAGUCCAAAGCUAGUGGAGAAGAAUCUCAACGGUCAAGCUUACCAACGGAACACCAUCGGAAAUCUAUCCAGAGGACCCCUCACGUUUGAUAAUCACGUUGAGACAGGUAGAGACGGGCUCAAGAAGACUGCAUCAGAGUCUAGUGCAUCAUCCACCCCCCAGAAAAGAAUCGCGGCAUUUAGUCGAGCAACAAGACCCAACGUUACACACGACCGUGUUACUGUUGAGUCUCACAAUGAUAGAUUUACUGAUAUCGGCAAAAGGGAUAGGGUCAUUGCUUUCAGCAGGGCGAAACGAUCCCAGGAUGGACUGUCGGGAAAGGAUAUAUUUCACGCCAACCUUCCGGAAACUGGACCAAAAUUGGUAGCUUUCUCCCGGUCAGAACGACCAGCAAGACACACCAGAGCUCACAGUGAGGAGCCGGAGCAGACUGGAGAAAUCUUUGGCGCCGAUGACACUCAAACUUCUAUUUUAUCUGAACCACUGCCUGGGGCAACCCCCCAAUCCUUGAUAAAGAAGAAACAGGACACCGCGUCUUUCCUAGCAAAGUGGCGUCAGCAAGCGGCGGAAAGGCGAAGUGAGAAAACAGAGUCUGCAACUAGCGAUGAUCCGAUUGACUGGGCUGCAGCUGGCGCAGAUAUCGCCUUGCCGUCCGUUGAGCAAAGUUCUACGCCUCAGGACACGCCUCCACGAUUGGACAACCCAUAUUCCAUUCAAAAACAAAGGUCGAUAGACCGAAUCCGCAAGUGGGAAAAUGACUUCACCGGUCUUUCGUUUCAGGUUUCUGAUAGUCCACCCGUUCGGAAUCGGCCAAAUCUCAAUGAUUCGAUUAGGGAAAGAGAAAUUGAAGAUCUGGCGAAACAGGCAGUCACCACAAAUCGACUAGGAGAGAUUCAAGAAAAGGAUCCAAAUGUUUUGGUUCGUAAAACGUCGAGAAAUUUCAGUUCAGAAGAGCGGCAACAUACACGUCCAGAAGUGGAUAAUGAGGAUUCGAAAGUGAUAUCCCACAACGGGCCAGGUCUAGAUGAGGCCGUUACCACUAAUGCGCCGGUCUCGUUGCACAGGUCCUCAAGCAACAGCACAACCAAGUCGAUAUCCUCCCAGAGGAUCAGUCAGACCUCUCAUGACUCUUUAGACCAUUUGCAACGUCUAGCUCGAGCAGUCAGCACCACGCCAAGAGCAAGCCCGGUACCGCGAGAGUCAACAUUCACCACUCAGCCGGGCUCUGAUAAGCCCGUGAACACAAACUCAAGCCAGGAUGAUCCAGGUGAUCAAUCGACUCCACAGCCUCGUGUCAAUGGAACGGUGCGUGCGGUGGCUCAAAAAAUAGCAGAAACUCCAAAAGUGAUUGGGGCUUGGACGGACACCAUCCUGCCUGACACUGUCAAAACUGUGAGGCAGCCCGGAAAAGCUUCACUCAUUGCAGAAACACCUCAUGUGAAUGCAGGUGGGUGGAUCGACACCCCACUGGCAACAGGCAAGCGCCUACCGCCUGUCCCAAUUCCCAUCACAAUCGAAGAAGUGACCGAAGACUUGACAAACUUUGUAGCUUCGCCGCAUCCGGUAGAGCUCGAGAGCGGCCAGGGUCCAAUCAUCGAACUAGGGGCCUCGAACAAUAUCUCCGAUCGCAAAGAGCUUGUUGACUCCCCAAUGGACCAGGUCUCUGCAAUACCACCAAGUGCCUUGGCUAAUGUCCUGAACAAAGCAAAACAAAAGCGGUCAGUCACAAACGAUAUCACAGACUACAGAGAAGAUACUCUGAAUCUUGGGGAUGCCACAAUACAAUCAUUUGAAGACUUUCUCAAUAAUGCCACAGAUAUUACUGCAGACAUAUCUGGUCUUAUCAAAGAUGGUGCAGAGGAAGAAUUCAUCAGACAAAGACAGAAGAUACAUGAAGGAGAUGCAGGGACCAAUGACAGCGAAGUCGUCUUCAUCGGCCAUCUAACUUCAAGAAUGGAACGACUAAUGUCAAAUCUGCAUGAAGCUCGAAAAGGCAUCUCGCGACUGGAGCAAAAGGUCUCACGUUCUCCUCCUCCAAAUGAACAAAAAGCAAUUGUGCCGACUACCUCAGCGGUCAUGGAUCAGUCUUGCGCUGUCUGCGGUCAUGCAUUGAGCACUCAGCCUCAUCUUCACAAUUAUACAGACCUCGAAUCAUGGCUGCCGAUGGCUUACUCGGUGAUUUCUGUACCGAUCCCUCUCCUAUUUUUCCCACGCCGAAAAGGAGAACGAGGCUUACUUCGUCGCCCCACUUGGCUUGGAUGGCUCACACUUGCCGUUUGGACAUGGUACUUGAUCGAAUGCACCAUGUGCGAACUGUAUGCUCGACCACUAUAUGCAGAGCGAUACAUCUGGCCUACAGAACCAGAACCAGAAUUUCCUUUGGUGUUGCCCACAAUGAUCUUGCGAUGGACACGCUUCGAGCAGUUCGCUCCAGGAAUUUACCGAGUCCUUGUUGCAUUCUAUCGGAUGGUCGGCAUGAUCUUGGGAUUUAGCGACGGGUUUGUGGACGAUAUCAACCCUAGGAUCAUCGAUGAACCCACGACAACCGCGGUAGCACCACAAGUCACCAAAGCAGCAUGGAAUAUUGUUAGAAACCUCCUUCCUGGUGGCGGUUACGGAGCAGAGCCGGAUUUGAGUAUGAUGAAUGAUGAGAUUAUAUGA
This is a messenger RNA of Exophiala bonariae, 3468 nucleotides long. RefSeq lists its product as uncharacterized. The transcript has a single exon. NCBI's taxonomy places the organism in Eukaryota, Fungi, Ascomycota, Eurotiomycetes, Chaetothyriales, Herpotrichiellaceae. The record is from RefSeq and is a predicted model, not a curated record. The coding region runs from base 1 to 3468 and encodes 1155 amino acids.